Messenger RNA from Poeciliopsis prolifica (blackstripe livebearer), 2064 nucleotides. RefSeq names its product meiotic recombination protein REC8 homolog. Gene Ontology annotation, cellular component: cohesin complex; synaptonemal complex. The coding region runs from base 1 to 1722 and encodes 573 amino acids. Gene Ontology annotation, biological process: synaptonemal complex assembly; mitotic sister chromatid cohesion; replication-born double-strand break repair via sister chromatid exchange. The record is from RefSeq and is a predicted model, not a curated record. Gene Ontology annotation, molecular function: chromatin binding; protein binding. Lineage: Eukaryota; Metazoa; Chordata; Actinopteri; Cyprinodontiformes; Poeciliidae. The transcript has 17 exons.
AUGUUUUACUACCCGGCUGUUUUAAACCGUCGCUCAGGAUGUUUCUCUACCAUCUGGCUGGUCGCCACGAAAGGCAUCAAAGUUCCUCGCAGGGAUUUCCUGAAAGUCAACGUGAAAAGGACUUGUGAUGACAUCAUGAACUACGUGCUGGAGAAGGUCGCCCCGCCUCAACCCGGCCUGCCGCCACCCCGCUUCUCCCUCUACCUCUCCUCACAGCUGCAGUACGGCGUCGUCCUGGUCUACCACCGGCAGUGCACCAUCUUUCUGGAGGAACUCCGGUCCAUUCUAGGCCAGCUGUUGAAACAAAGAAGCUCAGGGAAAACCGAUCUUUCCGUCAAAAGCAAGUCAGCUGCAGUUCUGCCUGAUGCCCUGGUUCUCAUGGAGGACACAGAAGGAGCUCCGGAUCCUUUAUUUGGACAGAUGCUCCUCCAGGACACAUUGCCCAGCCCGACGCAGCUCAUGCAGAUGAAUUGGGAAACUCUGCAAGAAUCCUUUCCUGAGCAUCAGGAACGGAGCAGCUCGGCUACUUCUGCUUCUCCACAUCUGGAAAAUGGCAUCUCCGCUUCCCCAGAAUCCAUCACUCUGAGCGAGCCGGUACCCACCGCUGCCCCCGCCCCAGAGUUUGAUGAGGAGGACUUCAAUGAUUAUCUUCCAGAAACUCUUGAUUUACUCCUGGACCAACCGGAUCACUUCCAAGAAGGAGGUUUGGAGCAAACACGAGGAGAGAUGAGACGGGAGGAGAGAGAGAAGACGAAGAAAAUGACUCCAUCCAUCUCAGACCUGCAGCCGCCCACCGUCUCCGGCAGCCCUGAGCUGCUGCCUGUGGAGGAGCCGGGCCCCUCCGAGAAAAGAGACCAGGUCACCCCGGUGUCAGCGCCCGGCGUCCCCUCACCGCCGUCUGCAGCGCAGCGACAACGCAGGUGCCCCGAGUCAGAGGUCCAAAAAGAGGUGAAAAAGAGGAGGAGGAGGCAGCUGGUGUUCUUCGAUCCGGAGACGCAGCUCUCAGAGACGGAGCAGCAGGAGCAGAUUGAGGAUCCUCUGACUGAGACCAGAGCGAUGGCCAUGGCCCCGCCUCCCUCUCACAGAGUCAUUCCUGCCGCCGAGCUGCUCAGCAAUCCCUGCAGCUUCUUGCCUGAGGAGAUUCUGUCUCUGUGGAGACGGGCGGCGGUCAUAACGGCGCUGUCGGGGCCUGACCUGCAGGUCGGGGACAGGGGGCCCGAGUCCACCGACUCGGAGCGCGGGCGAGAAGGGGAGGGGAUGCAGGAGGCGGCAGCAGAGGAUCAGAGAGACGGUGAAAUUUCCAUCGAGGUCCAGAAAGGAAUGGAGGAAUCUGAACUGAUGAGAAUUUCAGCCCCAUCUCUGGAGGGAUUGGACCAGCGGGAGACGUCUCGAGACAUUUCUCCUUUGUACACAUCUGAGAGAGAAGGGUCCACCAUCUCCAUGGUGCUGCAGGACAUCCCAGAAGCGGUGGAUGAGAGGACUGAAGAGUUGGCAGUAGAAUCCCCUCGGUUGCUGCCGGAGUUGGCGGACUUUGAAAACGAGCCGGUGCUUUUUCAGUCGGUUUUACCGUCCGGCGCCAGCCGCAGAACCGUCAGCUGCAUGUUUCAGAGGCUGCUGGAGAAUUUAUCGUCCCAGAGGAUUUCUGCAGAGCAGGAAGAGCCGUACAGAGACAUCGUGAUCCUCCCUGGACCCAGAUAUGAAGAACUGGAUCUGCCUUCAUAAUCUGCUGCCAGCUGAGACUCUGAGGAUUUCUGAGUUCACCUAAUAAUUCUGUUUUCAACCACUGCGUAGUUUUAAAAGUUGCAUGAUUUCUAAUUCAUCCGUUUAUCAUGUAUUACCAGAAUGAGUUUUGUGGUUUGAAAGUUCUUUUCUUGAUUUAGCAAUAGAUUUGCAUCAGUUCUCCGAGUUCCUGGUGGUUCUCGCAGGUUUUACGAACGACGUGAGAUUCAACAUGAAUCCUAAAUUUGAUUUUAUUGUUCCAGUGUUUAUAUUUGAAAUCAAAGCUCCCCAGUUCUGUGUUCCUUUCAACAAUAAAAUGUAUUUUUGCUGAAUUUGUGCUGAUUU